This is a messenger RNA of Pseudoliparis swirei, 3417 nucleotides long. RefSeq names its product RAS guanyl-releasing protein 2-like. The transcript is spliced from 17 exons. Lineage: Eukaryota; Metazoa; Chordata; Actinopteri; Perciformes; Liparidae. The record is from RefSeq and is a predicted model, not a curated record. The coding region runs from base 233 to 2029 and encodes 598 amino acids. Gene Ontology annotation, molecular function: calcium ion binding; guanyl-nucleotide exchange factor activity. Gene Ontology annotation, cellular component: plasma membrane. Gene Ontology annotation, biological process: positive regulation of GTPase activity; Ras protein signal transduction.
GACCGCGGCGGUGUUCCCACAGACGUUUUUCGGUGCCGCUGGUGAUGUAACGCGUACAUCUCACGGCUCACUACUCUACACACUGUUACCACCGCCGCCCCCGGCUUCCGAGGCAUGGGACCCUUCAAACUCUGAAGUGAGAGGCACCGAGAGUCAAAACCGGCGAGAGGAAGAGAAAAGGAGAGGAAGAGGAGAGGAAGGGGGCUGAAAACAAAACGACCAGAAGGGAACGAUGGAGUCCAUAUUGUCGGAGCAGUCGGCCGCCGUGGACGAGCUGGUGGAAGCGAGCAUCCGGGCCUUCGACGAGAAGGGCACUUUGAAGGACGCGUCCUUGGUCCGCAUGUUCCUCAUGAUGCACCCGUGGUACAUCCCUUCAACCGACAUGGCCAAGAAGCUGGUGCUCAAAUCGCAAGAGGAGAGCUGCACUGCCGAGCGCCGCACGAGGAUAUGUCACCUCGUCAAGUACUGGAUCUCUGAGUUUCCAGCGGAGUUCAAUCUGAGCCCGGAGCUGGCGGACCAGAUCAAAGACUUUAAAGACCUCCUGACCACGGAGGGCAACGCGAGCCAGAGCCAGCUCAUUGACCUGGACAGCGUGCCAUCGUACAAGUGGAAGAGGCAGGUGACUCAACGUGUCCCGUCGGUGUCCAAAAAGAGGAAGAUGUCCCUCCUGUUCGACCACCUGGACUCCUGUGAGCUGGCCGAGCACCUGACCUACCUGGAGUACAAAUCCUUCUGCAAGAUCCUGUUCCAGGACUACCACAGCUUCGUGAUGCACGGCUGCACGGUGGACAACCCCAUCCUGGAGCGCUUCAUCACGCUCUUCAACAGCGUCUCCCAGUGGAUCCAGCUCAUGGUGCUCAGCAAGCCCACCGCCCCGCAGAGGGCCGCCGUCAUCUCCCACUUCAUCCGCGUGGCACAGAAGCUGCUGCAGUUGCAGAACUUCAACACGCUGAUGGCCGUGGUGGGCGGCCUCAGCAACAGCUCCAUCUCUCGUCUCAAAGACACGCAGGCCCACAUCAGCGCCGAGACCAACAAGGUUUUCAACAACCUCAUUGAGCUGGUGACGUCGUGCGGCAACUACAGUCAGUACCGCAAGCGCUUCUCCGAGUGCUCGGGCUUCCGCUUCCCCAUCCUCGGCGUGCACCUGAAGGACCUGAUCGCCGUCCACGUGGCGCUGACGGACUGGGCCGACAAGGAGAAGACGCGGGUCAACCUGGCGAAGGCCCAGCAGCUGUACGCCAUCCUCCAGGAGCUGGCGCUGAUCCAGAUCACGCCGCCUCACGUCGACGCCAACACGGACCUGCUCAACCUGCUCACGGUGUCUCUGGACCAGUACCACACAGAGGAGGAGAUCUACCAGAUGUCUCUCCAGAGAGAACCUCGCAAGCAGGCGCUGAACUCUAGCUCCGCCCCCGCGCCCGACCCCAAGCCCAGCAUGAUCGACGAGUGGUCCGUGUCGGUGAAGCCCAACGCCGACCCGACGGUCAUCAAGAAGCACAUCGAGAAGAUGGUGGAGUCGGUCUUCAAGAACUUCGACUCCGACGGCGACGGACACAUCUCGCAGGACGAAUUCGAAGCGAUCCGGAACAACUUCCCCUACCUCAGCAAGUUUGGCGAACUGGACCAGAACCAAGACGGGAAGAUCAGCCGGGAGGAGAUGAUCGACUACUUCAUGAAAGCCAGCUCUCUGCUCAACUGCAAGAUGGGCUUCAUCCACACGUUCACGGAGGCCAGCUACGUCAAGCCCACGUUCUGCGAGCACUGCGCCGGCUUCAUCUGGGGCUUCUACAAGCAGGGAUACAAGUGUAAAGCCUGCGGGGUGAACUGCCACAAGGCCUGCCGAGGCCGCCUGGCCGUCGAGUGCCGGAAGAGGACGAAGAGCAUCAGCCACGAGACGCCGCCGGCCCUGCAGGCCCGAUCCUACAGCUUCCCCCCGCCCGCCAACGGCCCGCUCGGCCUGCAGAACACAGUGAUUGCUGAAGAGGAUAUCGAGUCCCUGGAGGAAGGCGUGUUUGAUGUCCACCUAUAACCAGAAUCCCUUCCAACGGUUGUGUGAGAGAAGCGGCUCGUCGGAUGGGAGCCAGACCCAGAGUGUGCUGCAGUCUGUCACUUUUACAGCCCCUCCUCCUCUCAGCGCUCACACCUGAGCACACUGAGGACGCCUCGGUGCUGCCACCCGGUGGACACACGCCGCAACUGCCCACUCCAGGAGAACGUGACCGCCGAUGGGGAAUGGAAUGUCUUUGUAUGAUUUUCUGUUUUUUUUAAAUUCUGUCUUUUGGCCAAAAGUGUUACUGUAUAACAAACUAUAUGUUAAAAAAAUAAAUAAAAAAAAAAUCCACAAAAUUGUAUUUUCUGGAGUUUAAAUAUAAUUUGAGUGCAAUUUGCUGCAAAUUGUAACAUCUCUCUACUUUAUUUCCUUCGUCUUUAGAACAUAUGUAUAAAAGAGGUGCUGUUAUGUUAUGUCUGAGAAGCGCUCCUUUAUGUCGAUCAUCAGCUUGUUUUGAAAUGCAUUUCAAUAAUAGGACCAAUUUUGAUGUCGGAUGAAACAAAUAUUGUUGAUGUGUGGUGCCCGUCUAAAGCAUGAUGACAAAAACAACCCCUCUUUUUAUCCAACAAAGGAAGCAGCUGAAAUGAAUGUGUGGACAGCUAUAAUCAUGAUGGGCUUUGAACAAUACUAUAUAUAUAUAUAUAAAAAAAAAUCUGUCAUGUUUACCUGAAUAUCAGUAGCGGUCCUAUAGUUAUUCCCGUGGUGAUGUCUUUGGGUAUCCACGAUGUCUCGUACCAGUGCACUGAUAGACGAGCCGUCCUCCUGCAGUACGGUGAAUGGAGCGCUCACGGUGGAAGCUGCUGUCACAUGAAGACCUCGACUUCCCCCAAAUAAAGACGGCAUGGCAGCUCGCCACGACUCAUCCAUCAGUUGUGAAAGUAAGAAUAACACGAUCAAAAGAACAACAAUGAAACCUUUUCAUUUGACAGCGGUGUAUAAAUCUUAUUCUGUUUUAUGAAUGCCGGUCGUAUUUGAGCUCUUUCUAUCCUGCAUGCUUCGCCUCUCGUGGCUCUAUUCUCCGGCCAGACUGGAGUCGUCUUAUUCUAUUAUUAAUUUUGUACGUAGCAUGCCAAGUCUUUUUCUUUUCUUUUUCCGGAAACAAAAUGAAAGUGUUGAGAUUCCAGACAGAAGAGCUGCGUGGCGCCUGUGGAGAGAUGAAUUCAGAUGUCGAGUGCCAUAUUGUUAUUAAGUGCUGGUUUAGUCAUUGAAUGAGACUCCUCAAGACGCCGGUAUUUCAUUUAGCUGAAUGUUUUGGGUUCUGUGUCGCCGCCUGACGGAAAGAUGUUUGUUGUCAUUCUGUGAAUGAAUCUUUCAGACUGAUGUCAUGCUCCUCGUUGUAUUAAAUGCCGUCCGUGCGUCACUCCCUU